UACCCCGGAACUAUUUCUAUUUCUUCUCGCACGGUGCAUGGUAAGGAGAGAGAGUUCAUCGUUGAUCUUAAGAUAGUUAACAACAUUGCAAUCAGAAUAUUGCGGUCGUUGAGCGUGAGAUAAAGUGUGUAGGCAAAAAUCUUCUAGUUUAUAGCUUCCUUUAAUCGAUAUUUCCUUGAAAAUUAAUAAAAAAAAAUAAAUAAUAAUAAUAAGCGUAGUAAAACAACAAAUAAAUCAAUAAACAUAACAAUAAUCAACAAACAAUGAAAUCCAUUGGAGCUUCUCCCGAAAUAAUAUUAAACCAAAAAGAUACUAGUUCUGAACAUUCUAAAAGUGUUUAGUAUAGUGUUAUAAAAAGUUCUAUCCAAACUAGCUUCCUAUCCGUAAGAUAUCACGUCCUAAACAAAUUUGUGUCAAAUAAUGUGUCAAUCAAGUGAAGCAACAACCUCUUAGGCCACUGAUACCCUACCACAUAUCAAAAGUAAUAAAAAUACUAAAUACCAUGCAUAAUUCGUUGAACACUUCUGUGAAUAGAUACACAAUCUUUUAGUUUAGAAAUCAAUAAAAUCAGAUAUAUUUUCAGUGCUAUUAUGAAUACCGGAGAUGAAACAAAAGUAAACACGUAGCAGAAGAGCAAUCCAAUUUGACAGUGUAACAAUUAAUUAAAUAAAUUAUGAAAAUAAUAAUUAAAAACUACAAAAAAUAAGGAAAAAUAAAAAAAUAAUUUUUAAAAAAAAAAGCCAGUACUUGAACGGAGAGAAAAACCGAUGAUAAGUAUGAUUUUCAAAAGAUCACGGAAUGAAACGACCAUACGAACAUACUGAAGAACAAUAUUCAGAUGAACAUCACCAGUUGCAGAAACAACAACAACAACAACAACAACAAAGUCACGAUUCUCACUAUCAUCAUCGAUAUCAUCAAGAUCAACACCACCACCACCACCGCCAUCACUCUCUUCAAACCGCUCAACCGUUACUCACCAAUUUCAAUCUAUAUUCAACAUUUCAACAAUACUAUCAACAAAAUCUUCGAUAUCAUCAACAAUCCCAGGCACCCUUUUACUUGCCCGACUUCACCACAAAACAACUUGAAAUCACAUUACAACAAAUCCAGGAGCAACUCCAAUUGAAUUUGCUGCAACAAGCGCAUAUCAUAAAACAACAAAAAUUUCACCAGUACGACGAUAGUGAAAUACAACAACAACAACAACAACAACAAAACAAAUUCUACAAACAGCCUCCCGCGAAACAACCCGAGCAACAACAACUCGUAAAACAGGAGAAGAAUCCUUACAAUCCCGAAACAUCACCACUCAGUCAACUUUGUUUUGCGAAAAUUAAACGAGAAAUUGAUAGUGUUGAUGAAAGCGAAGUUGAUGAAACAAUUCGCACUUGUUCAACAACAUUAGAUACAAAUUAUAAAAAUUCAGACGAGAGAGAUACCCCCAGUAGAUAUCCUGAAAACGAUACCGACAUCGGUGGUGAAGGUGGGGCAGAUGAUGAUGCCGAUGAGUUUUCAAGGGAUUUCAACUUGACCAAAACGACAUUUGCCAAGUCAUCAUCGCUGAACAAUGAGUCUUUAAUGACAAAUCCAUCCAUUUCGCUCAUUGAUCAGAAACAAUUAGAAAAAUUCAAUGAUUCACCAUCUCACCAUCAACUAUUCAACGAUGAGAAUGAGGAUGAUGAAAAUAUCGGUGAUUCGAAAUUGAAAUCCUUCCAGCAGCGUUGUUUUCACCACAACAACAACAAAAACAAUACGACAAGAAGUCAAUACUUUAGGAUUUUUGGAAAAUCUGAAGAUUACAAAAUCUCAACAAUGCAACUGCAGCAUCAGUUGAGCAUUCAACAACAAGAAUUGAUUCAGCAAUUGCAGCUAGUGCAACGUCAAUAUCUAAUGCAUCAGGGCAUGUCCUUACAGCAGGCGCAACAUCAGUCUGCUAUAGCCGCGGCUGGAUUCAUGAAAUCUCCUCUGCAUAAUCUAGAAUUUCACGCGAAGAUAGUCUCACCAUUGCAACAACACUAUAACCAGUCAAGCCAUCAACAAUCCCCCCAAACACCACAACAAUCGCGAAGUCAUCAGCUAUCAAAUAGCAGCAAUGGUGCAGCAGAAGGAACUGAUCCUGAUUUACGGCAGCACCACAACCAUCACCAAUCGUCUUCACCAAACAAUUCAUCACAAUCAUCAAUUUCGGUUGCGACAAAUUCAAUAGGAACUUGCGGGAAUGGUAUUUCAACUGCAUCAGAGUUGAUAUCAACUGCUGAACAUUCCAGCGAGUAUAAUCAUCAACAACGUCAACAACAAUCACAUAACAACCAUAUUCACCAACAAAACCAUCCCAGUCACCAUCCUACGUGCAAUAUGAGCUGCACAUCUUGCUCAUACGAUCAAACAAUUGGUAGUUCACCAAACUUAGAUCAACAACAUCAUCAACAUCAUCGACAACAACAACAACAGGACGCAACGUUUAAUGAGAAGAAUGAUAACAGUAACGGUAGUAAAUUUGAAUCUAGUGGUGCUAUAAUUAAUUUAGUUGGCGGUGGUGCAGGGAAUAAUAGUACUGAAGAAGGGGGCGGUACUGGUGGUAGUCGUGAAGAUGGUGGUGGCGGUGGUGAUUCAAUAAUGAGCCUGAAUAGUUCUUACGAUGAUUAUACGAAUGCUGAGAAAUAUUAUCAUCCCCUUUAUGCUCAUGGAAUGUGCCGAUGGCCUGGCUGUGAAUUAGUUUUAGAUGAUGUCUCGGCCUUUAUCAAGCACUUAAAUUCCGAACACAAUUUAGAUGACCGUUCAACGGCCCAAGCACGAGUCCAAAUGCAGGUUGUAUCACAGCUUGAGAUACAUUUACAAAAGGAACGAGAUCGAUUACAAGCCAUGAUGCAUCAUUUGUAUUUAACUAAGCAAUUUUCACCGGAUAAGAAAGACUGUAAUAAUAGUAGUAAAGAUAAUGAUAGCAAUAGCACUGCAUGUGGCAGUAAUACUGGUAGUGGUGCUAGUGGGAAUAAUAACGGUGGAAAUGUUGGCGGUAUUCCACCAUAUAUACUAUGUCCACCCAAUAUAAAUUUACCGAAUCCUAUAAUGCCUGUAUCGAUUCGUUCGCCAAUUUUGAAUAAUCCGAACAUAUCAUCAACGAUUAGGAAACGUAUUAGUGAUAAAACACCACUUUCACUGGCAGGUGGUCUUCCCUAUAUGCUAGAGCGAGCUGGUUUAGAUGUACAGCAAGAGAUACAACGAAAUCGUGAAUUUUAUAAGAACGCAGAUGUGCGACCUCCUUUCACCUAUGCAUCACUUAUAAGACAAUCCAUCAUAGAAUCACCCGAUAAACAAUUGACACUAAAUGAAAUCUAUAAUUGGUUUCAAAAUACAUUUUGUUACUUUCGUCGAAACGCAGCAACAUGGAAGAAUGCGAUUCGAACAAAUUUAUCAUUGCAUAAAUGUUUUGUACGCUACGAAGAUGAUUUUGGAUCAUUUUGGAUGGUUGAUGAUAAUGAAUUUGUAAAAAGGCGUCAUUUAUCACGAGGACGACCACGAAAAUAUGAGCCUUCCACUUCGCCUACAUCAUCGUCUCAACAUAAUAAUGGAGGUGGUGGUGGUGGUGGUGGUUGUGGUGCAAGUGGUAAUAAUUCUGGUAAUGGAGGCAGUAAUAAUGGUACACGCAAUAAUAAUUGUGGGAAUAGCGGAGCAAAUUCUUUGAUAGGAUCAAAUGCAACAUCAAAUUGUAACAAUGGAUCAACUAAUGGAAACAAUGGUGGUAGUGGUGGUGGUGGUACUAAUGCCAUGAAUUGUGGAAAUGGUAAUGGAAGUGGUAAUAAUGGAACAUCGUAUUUAUCAUGCAAUUUUCAAACACAAAAUGUUGCGCAGGGUCCAAUGUCGAAUUCAUCAACAUUUACAAAUGAUAAUUGUGGACCAAGUUUACAGAAUAUGUGGUCGUGCCCACCGGUAUCACUUGAAGAAGCUGCUUUGUCAGCAAGUGGUUUAUUCAUGCGCCAUCAUCAUCAACAGCAACAUCAUGGAAAACACAACAAUCAUCAUCACCACCACCACCACCAUCAUCAACAACAACUACAGCAGAGUCAUGAAUCAAGUUUUAGAUUAUCAUCGUCAUCCUCUUCAAUGGAUCGAUCACCAACGAAUUCUGUACCAAUGGAUAGUAGUGAUAUACGACUGAUGGUAUCAAAUUGCGUUGGUAAUGUUACACCAUCUCAACAACCACAACAUUGCUCUCAAUAUUUAUCAGUUAAUGAUAAAAUAAUGUUGGAAAAUUUGGAUAGAAAGUGUCGAAACAUAACAUCAUCUGAAAUGGUGCUGGGUCAACAAUUACAACAACAACAGCAACAAUCAAAUAAUGUUAACGUGAACAGUAACGGCAGUAAUAGUAGCAACCAGAUAAAUCCUAAUAAUAACAACAAUACCAGCAAUAAUAAUAACAAUAUUCUGGAUAUUAAAUCAGGACCAGAAGAUUUGUCCGUAGCAGCAUCAUCGACAGAAUCUCCAGUCGCACCAAUAGAUAAUUAACGUUUUGGCACACCCCCCCCUCCAAACAUAAUGAUGCAAACGAAUAAAAGAAACCGAAACCAAAAAAUUCGUCUUCAGUUUUAUAAGCUAGAUUUUAUGUAUUAUUUGAAAUUGAAACCAUCAUGGAUAGAAAUUUUCCUUUGAGAAAUAAAUGAGCUGAAAAAACCUA
This is a messenger RNA of Hermetia illucens (black soldier fly), 4675 nucleotides long. RefSeq lists its product as uncharacterized. Gene Ontology annotation, biological process: regulation of transcription by RNA polymerase II. The record is from RefSeq and is a predicted model, not a curated record. Gene Ontology annotation, cellular component: nucleus. Gene Ontology annotation, molecular function: DNA-binding transcription factor activity, RNA polymerase II-specific; RNA polymerase II cis-regulatory region sequence-specific DNA binding. The transcript has 11 exons. The coding region runs from base 799 to 4506 and encodes 1235 amino acids. NCBI's taxonomy places the organism in Eukaryota, Metazoa, Arthropoda, Insecta, Diptera, Stratiomyidae.